AUGAAGAUGGAAGACAAUGAGGAUGAGCGAGCGCGAGAAGGAAGCGGAGGAGUUCCUCCAGAGCAAAUCCGAUGUGAAAGGACUUGUAGACUCUGGAAUUACCAAGUCCCAGUCAUCGAUCUCGAAGGCCUAGCUGAUGUUGAUGAUCAAAUUAGAAGAAAGGAGAUUGUUAAAGACAUUGAAAACGCAGCGGGGAAAUGGGGUUUCUUUCAGAUUAUCAACCAUUUAAUCCCACUCUCUGUUAUGGAAGAUAUGCUUGAAGCUACUCAUCGUUUUCACGAACUGCCCAAGGAAGUCAAGAAUGAAUGGUACUCUAUUGAUUUUACACACAGUAAUGUCAACUUUUUCAGCAACCCUCGAUUCAGACCAGAGAGGCCUGGAGAUUGGAGAGAUACAUUACGCUGUUACGCCAUUGAAGAUGAACGCAACAUGGAAGCAAGAAGAAACGAGAGAGUAUUACAAAGUCUUGGUGGGAACCGAAAGAUAUUAGGUGGAUUACUAUCAGGAGCACUGGGACUUAGCAGUGAUUACAUAACAAACGCGGGUUGUUUGAACUCCAUGUCACUCUUCUAUCAAUAUUACCCAGUUUGCCCGGAGCCCCAUUUGGCUUUGGGCACCACCAAGCACGCAGAUAGCACCUUUUUGACCAUUCUGCUUCAAGACACAACUGGUGGUCUCCAAGUUCUUCAUCAAAACCAUUGGAUUGAUGUGAAGCCCGUCAGAGGAGCUUUUCUUGUCAAUAUUGGUGACUUAAUGCAGCUACCUAGUAAUGACAAGAUGAAAAGUGUGAAGCAUAGAGUUUUGGCUACACAAGGAGUGAAGGCUCGAGUAUUAGUUGCAUGUUUCUUCAAUUCUGAUGACAAGCUCAAACCAUAUGGACCAAAAAAGGAUAUUCAUCAUUAUCAUCAUCAUCAUCAUCAUCAUCAUCAUCAUCCCCAAGUCCCAAUCAUCGAUCUCAGAUAUGAAACUAUAAGGAGGAAGGAGGUUGUGAAAGCCAUAGAAAAUGCAGCUGAGAAUUGGGGUUUCUUUCAGAUUAUCAACCAUGGAAUUCCACUUGCUCUUAUUGAGGAGAUGGUGGAAGCUGCUCGUCGUUUUCAAGAACAGCCCCAGGAGGUGAAGGAGGAGUGGCACUCCUUGGAUUUUGCACACAGCAGUGUCAACUUUGUCAGCAAUCCAAGAUUCAAAGCAAACGCUCCUGGCGAUUGGAGGGACAACUUAGGUUGUGUCGCCAUAGAAGAUGAACGCAAUUAG
This is a messenger RNA of Ziziphus jujuba (common jujube), 1251 nucleotides long. RefSeq names its product 1-aminocyclopropane-1-carboxylate oxidase homolog 7-like. The transcript has 5 exons. Lineage: Eukaryota; Viridiplantae; Streptophyta; Magnoliopsida; Rosales; Rhamnaceae. The record is from RefSeq and is a predicted model, not a curated record. Bases 1 to 1251 code for a protein of 416 amino acids.